Tyto alba (common barn owl) is the source of this 6119-nucleotide messenger RNA. RefSeq names its product cartilage oligomeric matrix protein (gene COMP). Lineage: Eukaryota; Metazoa; Chordata; Aves; Strigiformes; Tytonidae. The record is from RefSeq and is a predicted model, not a curated record. Gene Ontology annotation, cellular component: extracellular region. Gene Ontology annotation, biological process: cell adhesion. Gene Ontology annotation, molecular function: calcium ion binding. The transcript is spliced from 22 exons. The coding region runs from base 3262 to 5547 and encodes 761 amino acids.
GGGCUAAGGUGGCGAUGGCGGGCUGAGGUGACGAAGGGCCCUGGGGCCGUUGGAGGGAGGAGAGAAGCUGUGGUGGCUGCCGACCCUUGAGGCGAUGAGGGAUAAAGCCUGGAACCGAAACAGCGUGUACCAGAUUUGCAACUGUUAGGCUGAAAAGAUCUAGAUGAAGAUUGAAAAGCAUCCUUGUCCUAGGAAUAUUGUACACCAAAUGCAGGAGGAAAAAGAACAAGUAAAGAGAAUACCAGAGUCAUCACUUCUGCAUACAGACUGUUUGAAUUAAUCUUUAGCUUUAUGCCUCCAGGAGGAGUAGACUGUACCAAUAGCUUAUCAUAAAUGUAUCCUAAUGCAGAGUUCAGAUUAAAGUAGGUUAAUCCAACAAACCGCUACAAUCACAAGGCAGAUUGGAAGAUUGAUUGUUAAAUUAUGACUGUCACAUCAGCUCCAGUUUAACAUGGUGACAUCAAGAUAAGUCAGUGUCUACCCUUACGUAAGUUCAUCAGUGUUACAAGACAGUUCAGAUGUUGAGACUCUUGAUUCCAAAAGGUGAAAUGCAACUGAAUUAAAGCCCACCGAAAGUUUGGUUGGAAGGCAUCCAUGAAUGAACUAAACUGGUGCUUUCUUAAAACAAACCAGAAACUGACUGUUUCAUAGUUCAGAGAAAAGCAUAACUGUGAGAAAAUAUGAAAUCCUACUUGACGAUAAAAGCGGAAUUGAAGAAGAAAUUUAUAAAACCAGGCAGGCUGCUUGGUGUGAGCACCUGUGUAUUAAUAAACCGAAGGUACUUGCAACAUUUGGCUGGUUUACAGAAUCCUCAAAAGUUUUGGAAACUGACCAAAGUUUUGAUGCGCUGCUGGAUGUUUUUCGCAGUCCCCAACAGAAUACAGAAAAUAACAGUGCUUUUAAAGAGAAGUUGUUUGGAAAACUCGCUGAAAAUUGCAGGUCCUUAGCAGACUAUGCCAUCAGAAAGUCAAAUCUGUCUUCUGAUGUGGAGGCACCAAGAACUGUUGGCCGUGUUCAAGGACAAGGUGGUGCUGCUGUCUGAGGUGCUGAAGCUGGAGGGCUGCAAGGGGAUCCCCCACCCCAUGGUAUGGGCUGCGAGGGGAUCCCCCACCCCAGGGGAUGGUCUGCUCCCCGGUCACACACGGCAAAAGUAAAACCAGACACAGAGCAGAAGAUAGGACAAGACUGAAGAUUCUGCUGGCAGCUGGGCCUCAAACUUCGGUGUCCAGCCCUUUUCACAUACUAGGGUUUUGCUUGUCUCAUCAUUCUAUAUGGACAUACAUUUCUCCAUUGAAAGCAAAUCCGAUGGCAGUCAUUUCUGAGGUGACCUCACAAGUGACCCUUGUCCAUUCUUCAUUCCAUGUGAGUUACAUCUUUUUCUUUCUUGAGUUUUAUGACUUCUCCCCACUUGAAGAAAACAAUUUUUUUUCUGAAUAGUUGGCAAGAACCUUCCUUUAUUAAUGACCUAUGAGGCUUCUGUUGAAGUAAUGUGCUUUUCCCUUAAAACUCUCCACUACUAUAACAGGUACUAAUGGGUCUCCACAGCAGGAUCCUGGACUGUGCAGUCUGCAAAGUCUGGAUGUCUCUCACUUCUUGCCAGCAGCACCUUCAAACAUAAGCUGGACAGACAUCGACCAUCACUGUUUCUGGUGAAAGAGUUGGUCUCUGUGGGAUGUGUGACAGGGCAUUUUUCAUUCACUCCCUAUUUGUUGCUAUAAAAUAAAAAUUGUAAAUAACGUUUCCCAGAACAUCACUGGGGAUAACAGUAUAUUUUAUCUUUAAUACUCAGUUCCAACAGUUUUGAUUUGUCCAGAAGGACCCAGAGAUGCUAAAACCUGGGAAACUUCAGUUGUUCUGUUCCAGCUAAACCCCUUUUGUUUACCACAAGUAUCAAACCCUCAAAACUGGUUUACCUGUGGCUUGACAGCAAAAAGUCACUUGCUGUGUGUGACAUGAGAUGGCAUGUGCGCCAGACAAGCAGAAUCACACAUAUGCCAGCUAGGUAACGCAUGCAAAUUAACUUUAUUUUGUGUAUAAGUUUGCUUGGAGCAAAAAAAUGCAAAAUCUGUCUGCUGCAGCAUUCCCGUAAUAUAAAACUAAUAUUAUUUAUUAGUGAACAUGCAUGCUCACCAGUGCCUGCCAGACUGCACGCAGUUACCUUCAAGAAUUGUGCACAGCCACAGGGAUGACAAGUUUUUUCCUGAACAUGGGAGGUCUGAGGCCAAAAUGAGAAAAAAAUCUUUAUGUAAAUAUCAAGGAUCCUGCUGCUAUAACACUUUAAUGAGUGGACUACUGUUUCCUGGGACUUUCCUGUCUGUGUCCCAAAGGGUGUUGUAUGAUCAACAUACGGGCAGAUUUCAGAAUCAAACAGUGAGAAUGUGUGAUCAAGAAUUUCACUGGUCUUCAAACUAACCUUUUUUACAGGUCACAGUUUAACUUGCAGUUUCCUUGAUGUAGCAGCUUUAAGAUUUUCUUUGGGCAGAUUUUCUUUGGCUGCUCUAGAUGGCUUUCUCAAUCCGCUCUGUGUCUUCUGAUGGAAAGUGUUGAACUGAGACUGACUGAUGAAAAAUACUGGAUUGCAACUCAUUCCCUCACAGACAAGAAACAGCAAAGUCUACCUUCCUUUCAUGCCGUCACUUCUGCACUGCAUCCUUCCUUUAGACAAGCCUGGGUGGGGGGUAAUAAGAACAGCCUCUAAGGGCUGAUCCCUCUCUGAAAUAGGAUGUGACAGCUCCUCUUUGGAGUUGGAAGAUGAUUCAAUAAUUCUACCCCAAGUGUGAGUGGUGAAACUGUCUUUUGGGAGCUUAAAGAGUCUUUUCUGAAACUCUAGUGAAGUCCAGAUGUCUCAUAGCUUUUGUGAUCUUGUGAGCAGUUUUAGAAGGAAAAUCUGUGAGGGAUAUGGCUAUGAAUCAUCCGUCUAUCCUGUGUCCAUGAAGAAGAAAUAAACCCCAAUCCAAAAAGAAUCCAUUUAAUUCUGGAAUUUUCUGACCUAUUUUGGUACAAGCCAGUCUAAAAAAAAAAAUUAAACUACUCUCCUGAUGAGUUUCUCAUAUUGUUUACUUUUGUAACGUUCUCUGUGGACUAGCAGCCAGAAAUGACGUCCACCCCUCGUCCAGCAUCAGAGAAUAAGAACUUCAGAGGAAGGAAUGCAACUUCAUAAAUAGCAAACCACAGACACUAAUGGGGAGCAGAGGCAAACCUGCAGGUUAAAAAUUCGUUGCAAGAGAAGCCCAUACAUCCACACUGCCUGGAGAUUCAAAGAUGAUUUCAGCUCUAGCAUUUGUUUUUCUCCUCUGCCUCUCUUGUCCUUUCUCAUCAUGUCAGCAGAGACGAGCAGGAGGUGAAGUUGGGCCAGAAAUGCUGGAAGAGAUGAGAGAAACUAACCGUGUUCUAAUGGAAGUUCGAGACUUGUUGAAACAGCAGAUUAAGGAGAUAACAUUCCUGAAGAAUACUGUCAUGGAGUGUGAUGCCUGUGGCAUGCACACCGAGGCGACAGGCCCUGUCAUCACCGUGACACAGUUUAACAGAUGCCUCCCAAACUCCUGCUUCCCUGGAGUGGCCUGCACUGAGACCGGCACUGGCUUCCGCUGCGGACCCUGUCCCCCAGGUUAUUCAGGCAACGGGUCCCAGUGCACAGAUAUCAAUGAGUGCAACGCAAACCCCUGCUUCCCAAAAGUCCAGUGCAUUAACACCGUCCCUGGCUUCCGCUGUGAUCCCUGCCCUCCUGGCUUCACUGGGCAAAUGGUCGAAGGGGUUGGACUAGCUUAUGCCAGGGCCAACAAACAGGUUUGUACUGACAUCAAUGAAUGUGAGACAGGUGCCGCCAGAAAUUGUGUCCCAAACUCUAUCUGCAUCAAUACACGGGGAUCCUACAAGUGCGGGGCUUGUAAACCUGGCUUUGUUGGGGACCAAGUCACUGGCUGCAAGAGCCAGACGGUGAGACGCUGCCCCAAUGGUGAAAUCAGUCCGUGCCACGAGAAGGCACAGUGCAUCGUGGAGCGCGACGGGUCCCUCUCCUGCGUGUGUCUCGUGGGGUGGGCAGGGAACGGCUACGUCUGUGGGAAGGAUACGGACAUUGACGGGGUCCCUGAUGAGAAGCAACGCUGCUCCGACAAAAAAUGCCGCAAGGAUAACUGCAUGACUGUCCCCAACUCUGGCCAGGAGGAUGCAGACAGGGAUGGAAUUGGAGACGCUUGUGACGAUGAUGCUGACGGAGAUGGGAUAAUAAAUACUGAGGACAACUGCGUGUACACACGCAACGCAGACCAGCGCAACGCAGACAAGGAUAACUUUGGUGAUGCCUGCGACAACUGUCGCCAAGUGAAGAACAAUGAUCAACGGGACAUUGAUGGCGAUGGGAAGGGAGAUGAGUGUGAUGAUGACAUGGAUGGAGAUGGGAUCAAAAACCCAGUAGACAACUGCAAAAGAGUUCCUAACCCUGAUCAAAAAGAUAGUGAUGGUGACAGAGUAGGAGAUGUGUGUGACAGCUGCCCAACAAUCAGUAACCCGGACCAGAAAGAUACCGAUCAUGAUCUAGUGGGAGACGUCUGUGAUACCAACCAGGACAGUGACGGGGACGGCCACCAAGACACACGGGAUAACUGCCCCUCGGUGCCCAACAGCUCCCAGGUGGACACAGACAAUGACGGGCUGGGGGAUGAAUGUGAUGAUGAUGACGAUGAUGAUGGGAUUCCAGAUGAGAAACCCCCAGGCCCCGACAAUUGUCGGCUCGUCCCUAACCCUGGCCAAGAAGACUCGGACGGUGACGGCGUGGGAAACCUUUGUGAAGAUGAUUUUGACAGAGACAUGGUGAUUGACAGAAUUGAUGUGUGCCCAGAGAAUGCAGAAGUGACACUAACGGACUUCAGGGCUUUCCAGACAGUUGUCCUGGACCCUGAGGGUGAUGCACAGAUUGACCCCAACUGGAUUGUCCUCAACCAGGGCAUGGAAAUUGUCCAGACCAUGAACAGCGAUCCUGGCCUGGCUGUAGGUUACACGGCAUUCAACGGAGUGGACUUUGAGGGCACAUUCCAUGUCAACACGGCCACAGACGAUGAUUAUGCUGGCUUCAUAUUUGGCUACCAGGACAGUUCCAGCUUUUAUGUGGUCAUGUGGAAGCAGAUGGAACAGACGUACUGGCAGGCAAACCCCUUCCGAGCAGUAGCAGAACCUGGAAUUCAACUGAAGGCAGUGAAGUCUAAAACAGGCCCAGGAGAGUAUCUCCGCAAUUCGCUCUGGCACACCGGAGACACCACAGACCAGGUCAAACUGCUGUGGAAAGACCCUCGCAAUUCUGGCUGGAAGGACAAGACGUCUUACCGCUGGUUCCUGCAACAUCGGCCUCAAGUGGGAUACAUCAGAGCUCGCUUCUACGAAGGCCCUGAGGUCGUAGCAGACACGGGAGUUGUCCUCGAUACAACCAUGCGAGGGGGACGCCUGGGAGUCUUCUGCUUCUCCCAGGAGAACAUCAUUUGGUCAAACCUGCGUUAUCGCUGCAAUGAUACCAUUCCAGAAGAUUAUGAAACAUUUAGAGUUCAGCAAGACUAACCUCCGAUUUAAACGUCUGUCCAGCCAAACUUGCUUUAAAAAAUGUGCUCAGCUGCCCCACUAUUGCUCUGGUAUACUGUAUAAAGAACUGUAAGUAAUGUACCACUGCACUCUGCACAGCACCACGUGUCAGUGCAUUAUCUGGCAACUUUUCCACAACAGCAACUUUCUUUAAACGCUACAAAAAACCUAUUGGAACGGCAGAGGUGUAGAUGGCAAGUGUGGAUAGAGGCCUGUGCUGCUGUCAACACUAGCUCUCUACGCUACACGGAGAGAGAUGUGCUGAGAAGCCACCUGCAGGAGCUGGAAUUGUUUGAGUAAGUUCAGUGCGGAUGAUUCCCAGGAAUCUUUUCCUUACUCAAAGGCUCUCAAGUGUGAAUGUUGUUUUCCUUUUCAAGACCUACUGCAAAACAAACCCAGCACUAGUCUGAAAAGGACAGAGAGCAGCCUAUGUACAAGUUGCUCACAAAACAUUAAAAACAAGCACUUUAAGGAGAGUAUCUUUGUUCUGGAAUGUUGGCUAAUAAAUACGUGGAAUGUUGGAUAAUAAAAACUAGACUUCUCCUUGGUCA